Triticum dicoccoides is the source of this 727-nucleotide messenger RNA. Its product is annotated as histone H2B.2. The record is from RefSeq and is a predicted model, not a curated record. NCBI's taxonomy places the organism in Eukaryota, Viridiplantae, Streptophyta, Magnoliopsida, Poales, Poaceae. Bases 86 to 547 code for a protein of 153 amino acids. Gene Ontology annotation, molecular function: structural constituent of chromatin; protein heterodimerization activity; DNA binding. The transcript has a single exon. Gene Ontology annotation, cellular component: nucleosome.
ACCAUCCCAGCCCCCACCUCCCCUGCCUCCAGCAAACUCACAGCCCCCACCACCGAAGCUCCCAACCCCACCCGAAGCGGCAGCCAUGGCCCCCAAGGCAGACAAGAAGCCGGCCGCGGAGAACAAGGUCGAGAAGGCGGCGGAGAAGACCCCCGCGGGCAAGAAGCCCAAGGCCGAGAAGCGGCUGCCGGCGGGCAAGACGGCGUCCAAGGAGGCCGGCGGCGAGGGCAAGACCCGGGGCCGCAAGAAGGGCAGCAAGGCGAAGAAGGGCGUGGAGACGUACAAGAUCUACAUCUUCAAGGUGCUGAAGCAGGUGCACCCCGACAUCGGCAUCUCCUCCAAGGCCAUGUCCAUCAUGAACUCCUUCAUCAACGACAUCUUCGAGAAGCUCGCCGGGGAGUCCGCCAAGCUGGCCCGCUACAACAAGAAGCCCACCAUCACCUCCCGGGAGAUCCAGACCUCCGUCCGCCUCGUCCUCCCCGGGGAGCUCGCCAAGCACGCCGUCUCCGAGGGCACCAAGGCCGUCACCAAGUUCACCUCCUCCUAGACUGACGAUGCGUCGCUUGUUGUGACAGAUGUGGCUGUCUGAUGUAUCUGCAAGUAGAAGUAGUAGUUCGUGUGGUAGAAGAUUGCCAACGCUUUGUUGGCUUCUUGGUUGUGAGAACUGAACGUGUUGCUUUUGCAAACUGAAAUCUAUCUAAAAAAUGUUGCGGUUGUGGUACUACUA